UCACACUCUACCUAACAACGUUCACAACGUUUGACCUAAGAGACCUGGAACUAACACACCGAGAAUCAUAACAAUUACUUUGAAAUAAUUCAAUAAAUUCUCGUUAUAUUUUUUUAAUUGAGUGAAUAUUAAUUUAAAUUUAGAUGGAUUGCCACUGUCCACUAACCCCACCAAUGGGGCCAUCAUUGAGCAGUUUUUGUAGUGGCUCAGUAUUAUUUUUAUUUAUGAGUUUACUUGAAGAGUUUUUGCGACGACGUUGUGACAUUAAGGAUCCAUGCAAAGUAUUCUCUGAAGACGCAAAAUUUAAUCCUUCAUAUGAUUUUAUUGUCAUUGGUAGUGGAAGUGCAGGAUCAACAGUAGCCGGACGUCUUGCUGAAAAUCGACAAAUAUCUGUACUUGUAUUAGAAGCUGGAUUAGAGGAACCGAUUUCAGCACAAGUGCCUGCUUUUUUUGAAAAUUUAGGUGGCACUGAGAUUGAUUGGCAAUAUGAAACUGUACCUGAAAAGAAUGCUUGUCUUAACAAUAAUGAACAACGGUGCCAAUGGCCUAGAGGAAAAGUUCUAGGUGGCACUAGUGUUAUAAAUGGAAUGAUGUACAUGAGAGGCUCAAAAAAAGACUUCAAUGAUUGGGCAGAAAUGGGUAACAAUGGUUGGUCUUAUGAAGAUGUCAAACCAUAUUUUUUAAAGAGUGAAGACAAUCAACAAAUUGAACUUGUUGACAACGGAUAUCAUGCAACAGGAGGUAGAUUGUCAGUAACGCAAUUUCCAUAUCAUCCUGCAGUAUGUGAUUCGAUAAUUGAGGCUGGCAAAGAACUUGGAUAUGAUAAUGUUGAUCUUAAUGGACGUAAUCAUACUGGUUUUGCAAUAGCUCAAACAACGUCACACAAUGGAUAUCGAGUUUCAACAGCUCGUGCAUUCUUACGACCAUUACAUAAUCAGAAAAAUUUACAUGUUAUGCUAAAUUCAACUGUCACAAAAAUUAUUUUUAAUUCUGAAAAAGUAGCAAUUGGAGUUGAAUUUUUUAAAAAUGGUCAACUUCAUUUUGUUAAAGUUGAGAAGGAAGUUAUCGUCAGUGGAGGAGCAAUAAAUUCACCACAAAUUCUUUUAAACAGUGGAAUUGGACCGAGUGAAGAAUUACGUGAAAUCGGGAUAAAAACAAUACAUAAUUCACCUGGUGUCGGUAAAAAUCUUCAUGAUCAUGUUUCAUACGAGCUGAGCUUUAAUAUGAACAAUACAAUGGAGCCACUACUUAGUUAUGACACAGUAUCAGAUUAUCUUUUUGAUAAAAAUGGACUUUUAUCAGGAACUGGAGUGGCUCAGCUAACAGCUAUGAUUAACACAAAGUAUGCAAAUUGUCAAGAUGAUAAUCCAGAUAUUCAAUUAAUAUUUGAUGGUUAUAUUUCAACCUGUAACGAUGCUUCAAUAUUGAAGAAAAAAAAUACAGAAAAAGGAACUCUGAAUGUUUAUCCUACAUUAAGUCGUCCAAAAAGUAGAGGAUAUCUUCGUCUGAAAAAUAAUGAUCCUCUCUCAAAACCUCUGAUGACUGCACAAUAUUUUACGAAUCCAGAAGAUGUUAAAAUUUUGAUUGAAGGAAUAAAAUUCUCCAUCAAACUAUUCGAGACUCAAGCUAUGGCUAAGUAUGGUUUUACACUUGAUAAAACACCUGCACAUGGAUGUGAAUCACUGGUGUUUGGUAGUGAUGAUUACUGGGAGUGUGCAAUGAAACACGAUACUGCAGUGCAAAACCAUAUAGUUGGUUCAUGCAAAAUGGGACCAGACAAUGAUCCACUAGCUGUUGUUAAUAACAAACUUCAAGUUCGGGGAGUACAAGGUGUUCGCGUUGCUGAUGCAAGUGUAUUUCCUAAAGUUACUACGGGAAAUACACAAGCUCCAACGAUUAUGAUAGGCGAGAGAGCAGCAAGUUUUAUUAUUGAUGAUUGGAUAAUUAAAAAAAAAAAUCCUAAAAUAAUUUGUCGUUGA
This is a messenger RNA of Aphidius gifuensis, 1979 nucleotides long. Its product is annotated as glucose dehydrogenase [FAD, quinone]-like. The record is from RefSeq and is a predicted model, not a curated record. The coding region runs from base 144 to 1979 and encodes 611 amino acids. Gene Ontology annotation, molecular function: flavin adenine dinucleotide binding; oxidoreductase activity, acting on CH-OH group of donors. Lineage: Eukaryota; Metazoa; Arthropoda; Insecta; Hymenoptera; Braconidae. The transcript has 6 exons.